Cloeon dipterum is the source of this 3167-nucleotide messenger RNA. It is a transcript of the gene mwh, whose product is annotated as multiple wing hairs. Lineage: Eukaryota; Metazoa; Arthropoda; Insecta; Ephemeroptera; Baetidae. Gene Ontology annotation, cellular component: cytosol. The transcript is spliced from 9 exons. The record is from RefSeq and is a predicted model, not a curated record. Gene Ontology annotation, biological process: cortical actin cytoskeleton organization; regulation of cell shape; cell migration. The coding region runs from base 74 to 2734 and encodes 886 amino acids. Gene Ontology annotation, molecular function: small GTPase binding; actin filament binding.
AUCGACGCUAGUUGAAGAUGGUUAGUCGACGGCCGGCGCUUUCGCGGAGCGGCCGCACGUGAGCACCGCGCACAUGGGCAACAACCACAGCAACGAGGAACUGCUGCGCUCGGCGGCGGCCGGCGGCCAGCAGGCAAACACUGCCGAGGCCGGCCGAAUGGUUUUCCUGCUCUGGUUGGCACACAGGUACUGGAGCAACGUCGUGGACGUCGCCACCCUCAAGAGAAGCAAACGCAAGAAACGCCGACGCAAUGGUUCUGACUGCUCCCUCGCCUCUGAAGAUGAUGACAACACUUCAAGGAGCUCGUUUUGGAGCGAGAUGGCUCCAGAACCGCACGGCGCUGACGGUGUCCAGAUGCGGCGAGGGAGCCGAGCCAGCGAGAUGUCCUCCAGUCUGGCAGACCUUUGGCGACACGACACCACAAAGGACCACCGUCCACCAGUUUACAACCCUGAAGAUUAUGCCUCCGCCCUGAAAAAAUGGAGCCGCCGAUCUGGACCACUGCUUUACGCCUCCAAUAUUGCCAACAGUGACGAGGCGACUAUGGGUCCUGGAAGCACCAAUACAGCGCCACCAAGAUACAACUGGAGGUCCAGGUCGACCGACAACCUUCAUCAGGAGCCCAUGUCCCUUGGUGGCAGCAGGGAUUUUAGAAAUCCGAAUCUAACUUCCUGUAGUCAAGGAGAAAUGACUUUGAAACAAUUUUCAAGUGUUUCUGAGCUGCUCAACAAAUUGCGCCAAGAUCUGCGUUUAGCACUGCCAAGUUUCGUUCAAGAGUUUGUCGGCGACCCUUUAGAUGGUGUGACCCUUCUGUUGGAAAUUCUUCGUGCUGUCCAACUGAGCCAAACUACCCAGAAAACAAGAAUUCCACCCGCUAUUGCCAGGAGGGCGUUGCUGGACGAACACGAGUGUCUGCAAUGUCUGCAAAGCUGCGUGGCCAGGUCACAGGAAGGCGCCCGCAGAUUAGCUUCCUCGCCUGCUGGACUUUUCACUGUCGCCGUUGGCAUCAUGAGCAACGUCACUAAAUCCAGGAUCCUCGCCCUUCAGUUGUUAACAAGAGCGUGUGAGCCGCCGGCCAACGGACACUCGGCUGUGUCUGAAGCCAUGUCGACCCUGCGCCUCAGGUUCGGCGAGCCAGUGCGGUUUCGCUUCCUGGUUGGCAUGCUGAGCAGCGGGGCUGGGGCCUCAUCGCCCCAGUUGCAAAGCAUCGGCCUCCGCUACGUUAACACCUUCUUGGAGGCGGCCCCCUCACCUCAAGUACGGCUCUACAUUCAGGCAGAACUCGAGCAGGCUGGAUUCCAACCAAGCACCAUCAGAAAGUCCUUGCCUGCAAACGCAAAUGUUGCCGAGGAAAUACAGAAGGAACUGAAAAGAUGGGAAGACGGAUAUUUGGACAUAAAUAUGCUGGAGGACAGAGCUAAGCACGCAGAGAAGGAGGUGUCGGCACUAAAGGAGAAAACAUCUCUUCUGGAAAGGAAACUACAAAUCCUUCAGGAGGAAAAGGGUGUCCUCUUGUCUCUGGAGAGGUCUCUCAAGGAAAGAUGUACUCAGCUUGAGGGUGAAGCCAAUCACCAGCACAUUAUUUCCCCAAAAAGCUCAAAGGUUGGAUCGACUCCUGAAGAUGAGGGAAUCAGUUCCUCAGACCAGCCCAGCAGUGGAGAGGAAGGCAACGGAUCACCAUUGGCACGCAGAAGGGACGUGAUCGAGCUAAAAGUUGAGGGUCCACCUGUGCUCAGGGAGACCAGUGUCGACCAACAGGAUUCCGAUGAGGAGGAAACAACUAUCGAGGAAGUGAUGGAAGAGCUGAGAAAUAUCAUAAAUGAUGCUGAGAGCGAGGAUAGAGCUAGAAUGCAGAGAGAGCAGGAAUUGGAAAUUGCAAGAACAAGUAACAAGGCUAGACGCCCCCGCCAAAGAACGCCAGCUGAAUAUGAAGACCGUCUCAGCCCUGACACCCCCGCCUCUGAUGAAAUCGAAAUCAUCCCCAUGAGGUUGCCUCAGCCUCCUCGCCGAUCGCGAGCCCUGGCUAUGAUGAGAGACGGCGCCCAAGGAAUUUUGUUUUUUGACGAAGAGACGCCAAGUGACACCAGUGACUCAGAUUCCCUUCUCAGCGCCUCCAGAGAGCCAGAGCCUACGCAGAGGCCCACAUACGUGUACGGGAGCAGGCCACUGAUGCGCAGGGAGACCAUAUCAGCGCAUCCUGUCUCUCCCAUUAGACGAAGUGAAUCUUUCCAAUUGCAGCAGAGACCAUCACAGCUUCAAUUCAACCCAGUGCCAGUGAUCACCAAGGAAACUACCACCCACCCACUUUUCUUUCUCAACGACUCGCCGCGACAAAACAACAGCAACAGCAGCAAAUCGAAGAGCAUGGAGCGGAUCGACGAGGGACUCAACUCAAUGGUUGACAUCGUGACCCACGUCCGCUGGGAGACGCCCCAGGUGUCCUUGCACCAUGACUACCGCAGUGGCGGCUUCCACAGGUACUCGGACCGGUACCCACCUGACGGUGCAAGCAGUGGAAUGUCCGGCAGCGCUCUUUUCAUUUCACCGCGGGAGCAGAGCCCUCCUAGCCAUCACUACAAGGCGCCAUUUAUCAAAAGGGGCCACCUCAACGCAGGCCUUUACUCUGGCCAGGUCAAGCCAAUGAUGCAAUGCCAGUCCUCGAGCAAUAGCCGAACUGCCUCGGUGCCUAGCUCUGCUGGAAGAUUAGCCGAUCUGCCUUCAGGAUUGUACUAAAUUAACGAAAAUUAUUAGAGCCGCCUUGUACUGGUGUUAAAUGAGAUGAUUAAAAUUAACUGUUUAAUUUUUUUGCCUAUUGCUUUGAAUUAAAAAGAUGUCAAGGAACACAAUUUGAAAGUUAUUUUGAUUAGACCAAGGGAUUAAACAAAUAAUUUAAUGAAAAUCCUUGGCGCGGUACAUAUGGAAGUUAAUUUUUUAUGCGUGGAUUGAAGGGUUGAUUUGAUAUUUUCAAUAAUGUUCUAUGCGUGUGUUGCAAACUGUACAGUUUUAAUAUAUCAGAUGCAAUAUGCUCAUAUUUGAACAGGGGAGAGGUGAUGAUCUCCAGAUCACGUCAUUUCCAAUGUCUCUCAUUGGUCACUCAAUGACAAUUUGCCAAGCACAAAUCCUGUAUAUAUUUGUACAAAGAAAUAAAAAGAUAAGUUUACAAAAA